AUGCCGGACUGCGCACGCUUGAAGAAAGGAUUGCCGCAGCGGUUGGUUCUCAGAAUUAUGAGCAGGGGUAGCCAAGGGGAUCUGCAGGUUGCUGGCCUCGGCCAGUCUGGCACAAUCGUAAUUGGCGGUGAUGGGGCCUUCAGGGCUCUUCCUGCCAAGCGCGCCCUCACAGAUAGCGCGGUAACAGGCAGCGCCGAGAAGUUCCGCAUCACGACUGUCUUCGCAGCAGAUGGACGCUACGUUCAUCUCCGGAAGCCAAUGGAAGAAAAGGAGCCACCGGAGCCAUCCAGCCGAAACAAGGCACCUAGCCGUCCUAGCUCGUCCGAGCCAGCGGCAAGAGCACCGAGCGCACCGACCGCCCUCAGCCAGGGCAGCCGGGGCAGCCGGAUGGACUUCCCGGAUGCGCAAACCGCAGAAUCUCGGCGGGCGAGCGAUGCGCGCGGAGUCUGGACGGUGCAGCAGGGUGGUUGCAUAGAAGUCCGUGUGCCACAGACCGCGACGGGAUCAGGGCUUGCUGUGUUCGACUCUGCUAAAGACGUUCCACAUGGAAGUGGCACUCCCAAGCCGAAAGAGUCGUGGCUCGACUCGCGCCUGAAGCAUGCCCAAGAAGCCCAAGCUCAGCCAAUUGCUUUCUGGAGUCGACGAGGAGCGCAGCAGGAAGAGCAGCAGGAAGGCCUUGAGGAUGCUGCCAGUGCAAGUCUGGAGGUCAAGAUUUCAAAGAGAAGCCCGACAUCCUUCAAAGAGAGCUCAGCCAGCCUGAAGAUCAGGGCUCCUUCCAUGCAGAUGCUGGAUCGAAUUAUUUUAGACUCGGUGGAUGGCUUGGUUUCAGAGAUGCGGCCUGUUCUAUCCUAG
Molecule: messenger RNA, 852 nt
Organism: Symbiodinium natans
Lineage: Eukaryota; Dinophyceae; Suessiales; Symbiodiniaceae
Source: the annotation of a GenBank genome assembly